UUGUUGUUGGUCUGUCUUGUAGCACCAUUAAGGCGGAGGAGGAGGAGAUAAAGAGGAGGUGGGCAUCUGGAAACGCUGCAGCAUAAUUAAAACAUGGCGGAGUCGGAGGAAUUUCGACUUAAACGUUUAAAGCGCGACGAGGAGAUGUCCCGAAUGUUCGAUGAAGUGAUGGGGCUGGGAGAGUUCGCCGACUCCUCCAGAGGCUCUGUGAGUUCCUCCAAGAGUGGCGGUCAGCCAGAAUCAAAGGGACUGGAUGAAACUUUAGAACAAGGGGAAAACCAGCCGCUUGAAGAAGAUAGCAACUCAAGCAGACAAGAGAAAAAGACGGAUGAGGGGACGGGAGAGACAAGUUUUCCUCCCCUCACUUCAUCCUCUUCUGAAAAACUGUCCUCAUUUAAUAUGGUGAGGAGCGAAAGAGGAGGCGGAGGGAGUGGUGGAGCAGCCUUUGAUGAUGCACUGGAUGGUCUUCCCUCUUAUGGGCCCGAGGAGGAGGACGAGGAGGACUGGCACUAUGCCCUGCCGAUGGGCUCCCUAGAAGAUGUUGAUGUGGGUAAGGCCAGCAAAAUAAGUCAGCUUGGUCAGGAGAACAGUGCGUCUCAGAGCAACCCCUUUGACCAAAAACCUGAAGCUGAAGAGGAGGAGCAAGAGAAUGAGGGGAGCACAGAGUCUGCCAACACCUCCCACUCCUCCCAGGAUAACACCCCGGAGCACGACAAAGCUGGUGGGGGCCUGAACCAGACAGAGGAGACGGAAGACAGCCAACAGGAAGAGAUGUCAGGGAACAAUCAAGGGGAGGAUCGUAAUCCUCCGCCGUCUCCCAGGAUAAACAUUAAGGACGAGCCGAUUGAUGAAGGCUAUGAUGCUGCUUUGCUUCCUCAGAAUUCAACUAAGCAAAUCAAAGAGGAGCUGGAGCAAGAGGAAGAGCUGAGGAUCAGCUCUGUCUUCUCUGUAGGAGGAGGAAACACUUUCACGUCUUCUACCAUGCCUCCAGCUGUUGCGGCCCCGACCACGACGCAUAUUUUAAUCCCCAGCAGAGGAGCCGUCCUGCAGGCCGUGGCUUCCCUCCCAGUUAGACCAGUAGUUUCAAUCCCGACUCCAAUACCCACUUUGACCGCAUUCCCUCCGCGCCCUCCUCCACCUGCGGUACCUGGGAGUGUUCGCUGCAGCGGCUGCGCCAAGGUUUUGCUGAAAGGCCAAACAGCUUUCCAAAGAAAGGGCUCAACUCAGCUCUUCUGCUCCACAGUCUGUCUGACGGGCCAUCUUCCACCAAUCACAAAGGGUCGCGCGUGUUUCCAGUGCAACAGGGAGAUCCUUCAGCCAAGGGACAUGGUCACAGUCCCAGCAGAAAACAGCACAUUCAUGCACUUUUGUGGCCAGUUCUGUCUGUCUGUAUACAGACACAAGAAGAAACAAGGCGAAAAAUUAAUAAUCGAUAAACGACCUGAGAGGAAGCCUGAGAAGCCACCUGAAAAACCAGUGGAGCGUCCAGUUGAAAAACCCUUCUGUUGCAUCUGCAAAUCCACCAAUAAGAUUGAGCAUGAAGUCACCUAUCAAGGAAAACUGCACAGACUCUGCAGCGACAACUGUUUCUUAACUUGGCGCAAACAGCGCCAGCUUGCCUUGAACUGCUGCGAAGGCUGUGGGCUUUACUGCAGCAGCAAGUCGGGUUCCUGUCACAUGCUGACCAUUGAAAAGUCUCAGCUCAACUUCUGUAGUUCCACCUGUAUUGGCACCUUUAAACAGAGUUGCAGAAAGACAACAGAGUGUGCCAACUGUCAUAAGACCACAGUGGUGUCCUCUACCAUCAUGGAGCGUGACCACAAGGGUAAGGUUCAACUGUACUGCUCUCCAACAUGUGUGGAACAGAGUCGGCCACCCAACCACAGCCUCACAGGUACUCCAUUCCCCUGCGGCCUGUGUAAAGUUUCUGCGGUUCCUCAGUAUCAUCUCGCCAUGGUGGAUGGCACCAUUCGCAGCUUCUGUUCCUUAGCCUGUGUGACCAUAUUCAGGAAAUCUCCUCCCACAUCUCAGCCUGAUCUUACCAAUGGAACCUCGUCUCUCAGGGACCUUCCCAUUAAGGAUGCUCCGAAGCCUGGAACCUCCACCACAGCCAAUGGGGUGACUGGGGCCACCUCUGUCCCCCCCAUUCCUCAGGAUUACUCAUCUUCAGUCCCAUACCCAGGACACCACCCCAGUUACACGUCGGUACCCCCUCUAGUGCCUCCUCAUUCAGCCGUGUCCACUCCUACUCUUCCUGGACAAGCCCAUUCCAGAUCACCCCUUGAGCAGCCUGUCAAGCCGCUGGAGGACGGGCUGAGUGAUGCCAUCGCUCUGACCUGCUGUCAGUGCAGCAAACAGUUCAGCAACAAGCCGCUGCUAAUCACCCACCAGGGUCGCAUUUUGUUGUUAUGCAGUAAAUCGUGCCGUGAUCAGUUUAACACCCAGAAAAAUGUCCUCUCUGUGUGCGACUACUGUAAAGAAGAAAAGGUCCUUUAUGAAGUCACCAGCUCCAGUCAGCAGGACGUGUUCUUUUGCAGUGAAUACUGUAAGCAGUUCUUCAAACAGGAACGCGCCCUGCGCCCUUGCUCCUACUGCUGUGGCCUUGGCCAGAAGAUGAUGCUCAGUCACUAUGGAGGGAAGAUCGAGGAGUUCUGCAAACCUCACUGCAUGUCCCAGUACACGGUGCUCUACUAUGGAAUGGGUCGGUGCGACAACUGCAGGAAGCAGGGCUACAUGAGCGAGAAACUGCAGUGCCAGGGUUCAGUCUGCAACUUCUGCAACAUGGCCUGCCUGCUGCAGUACUGCUGCCUUCAUUUUGAGGCGAGCCAGCACACCAGCAACGGCAUGGCCUCUGCCCCACCACUGCCAUCCGCUCCAGCGCAGCCUCAUCACCCCUCGAAGAUGAAUCCUGUCAUCGCAGAUGUUGUCUCUUUAGCCAACGGCUCAGCCUCCCAGCCCAGCGGGUCGGCAGGUACAGCGCUGACCGGAGAGCUUCCAACCUCCAGCGUCGAUGGAAAGAACCUUGAUCAUGCCAGUACUCAGACUGAUGCCAUGCGAGCGCCCACGCCCCGUCGCCGUCAGAUGAAAAACAAAUCUGUUCUGUGCCGACCUUUCACCAUGGACCAGGAAAUCAUGUGCCAGCUGCCUUCACCUUCCCCUGAACCAGAAGACAAGGAGGAAAACAUGAAGGUGUUCAUCGUUCCAGUACCAGUACCAGUCUUCGUCCCAGUGCCUAUGAACAUGUACUCCCAGCACACGCCUGUUGCCAUGGUGGUACCCCUGCCGAUUCCAGUGCCGAUUGUUGUCAAGCCUCAGACCAAGGAUGUGAAGGAUGCAGCUGUCCAGAUGGAGAAGAUUGAUGAAGAGGAGGAAGAAAAAGAAAAAAAAAAUUCUUCCAGUAUAGAUCGGUGCAGUUCCUCUCGUUCUGGAGAUGUUAAGACUGAAGUCGUCAGUCCCACAAAGCAAAAUGAAGAGAUAGCAGCUCAGACUGACCUGCUUCAGACUGAAAGCUCAGAGAGAAGCACAGAAGCACCAGAUCAUGAGACGGAUGACCAACCAGAGACGGGUACAGCUGUCAUCAAUCAUCCUCCCAGCAGCAUCAGCAGCAGAAGCAAGGAUCAGCCUCCCUCCUCUCCUGUGAUGGAUCUGGAAGCUGACCUCCAGCCUGAAUUGUUGAAUCAGAGCUCGUCUGUUCAACAACGAGGAGUUAAGAGACGCAGAGAAGGUUCCUACGGCAGGAAACGGGGUCGAAGGCGAACUGGUUCUGCUGAUCGAAGUGUUUCAGGAACACCUGCCUCCUCCAAGCUGAACCAUCUGUACGGGGUCAAAGCCUGGACCAGCUGGAUCCAACAGAGCAACAAGCAGCCAACAGAAUCCAGUCGAGUAGUUUUCAAAGAGGACAUCGUUCAGUGCAGCUCCGCUGAGCUGGGCUUCGCUCUGACCCGCUUCAUCAGAGAGGUCCGGCGGCCGAACGGAGAGCCCUACAGACCGGACAGCAUCUUCUACCUCUGUCUGGGAAUCCAACAGCAUCUGUUCCUGCGGGGGCGGAUAGAAAACAUUUUCACAGACGAGGUUUACAGUCAGUUUGGCAGCGAGCUCAGCGGGAUGCUUCAACUUUGGAAGCCAGAGCUGCAACCAAGUGGUACAUCACUGAUCAAGCUCUCAGUUGGCCAUCUUAACUCAAUCACAACUCAAGUUUUCCCUGAUUUCCCAACAUUCCCAUCUCCUCCCUCAGGUGGGAUCGUUCCCUCUCGCAUCGAGGAGUCUUACCUGUGGGAGUGCAAGCAGCUGGGCGCCUACUCACCCAUAGUGCUGCUCAACACGCUGCUCUUCUUCUGCACCAAGCACCUCCACCUCACCACGCUGGCAGAGCACCAACGUCUGUCUUUCUCCAACUUCACCCGGUGCUUCAAACCCCAAGGCACAGCCAGAAAUGUUUACCUCCAGUACGAGAGAAGCAGCACAGGGACAUCUGGCUCUGAGCAGAAAGAGCAUCAGGUAGGGAGCAACGGAGAGAUGUGGGAAAACGCAGCCAACCCCCUGCAGUGUCCCGUCCGACUCUACGAGUUCUACCUCUCUAGAUGCCCAGAGUCUGUGAAGAAUCAAAGCAGCGUGUUUUACCUCCGGCCUCAAAGGAAUGUCCACACAUGCAGGUCAGGCAGCUCCUACUGGUACUCUUCCCAGCCGCUGGACGCCUCCACCCUCCAGAGCAUGCUCACUCGCAUUUUGGCAGUCAGGGAGGUUCAGCAGGAACACGAGCGAUCAGCUGCAGCUGAGGGACUCUGUCAGUCGCCCGUGUGACAGAAGAGACCAACAUUUGGUGGACAUUUUAAGUGUGUUUUGCUGUUAUUCCACUGUUUGGAUGUUUUAUUUUUAGACUAUAUAUAUAAAAUGAAAAGCUGUUGGCUCUCUGUGUUUCAGUGCUUUCUCUGGAGAAACUUUGAAUCUUCCUCAAGGACACUCUUUAUUUUUAAUGUUAUGAAUUCCGCGUGAUUCAGCACAGAGAAGAUAAACAUGUCAAAAGUUAUAACUGGGCAACACUUUCUCUUAGUGCCUCUUUCAUUCUUAUAUCCUAUUUUGUUCUCUUUUAAGCUCCUUGUGGCCUUUCAUAACUAACGUUAAUUGGCUGUUUUAGUUGACUGUGUACUUUUAUUUACAAGAUUUAGUUCAGUUACGACAUUGAGCUGUUUCCAUUUUUAUAUUAAACAUGCAAUGUUCAGUUCCUGUUCAUGAAAC
Messenger RNA from Gambusia affinis (western mosquitofish), 5235 nucleotides. RefSeq names its product zinc finger MYM-type protein 4. The record is from RefSeq and is a predicted model, not a curated record. Gene Ontology annotation, molecular function: zinc ion binding. Lineage: Eukaryota; Metazoa; Chordata; Actinopteri; Cyprinodontiformes; Poeciliidae.